AAGCAGUAUUAUUUACAGAGAAAAUGUCUGUGAACCCGGCGAUUACAGCAGAUACCAGUCAGUCUGCGGAGUACUCUACGGACUAUUCGGUACAGGUUCCCAGUGAUCCGGGUCAUGGAGCGGGUCGGACACGGGAGGUGACGGUUCUGGAGCCCAGCUGCUGCCGGUGCCUACCGCGCGCCGUGCGCAUCACCUUUACGCCCGACUCACUGGAGAGGCUGUACCAGAGCUACUUCCGCCGGCAGAGGCAGAAGAGUUUACUGGUGCUGGUGAUGUUUGCGGCUCUGUUCAACAGUUUCAUCAUCAUCAUGUGUGCGGUGGUGUACACUGAGGACAAACUGGCCAUGGUGGUGGUGGCGGCUGUGGCUCUGGCCGCAGACAUUGUGCUGUAUGUCCUGUGUUUGUUGCAGAAGCUCCCAGCGUCACCGGUUUUACGCGGAGCUGUGCCAUACAUCCUGUGGCUGAUGAUCACAGUCCACGUCUUAUGUUACAUGGGGCUGAACUAUGAGCGUUUCUCCCACGCCAGUGACUCUGUGGGCUGGCAGGCAUUCUUUAGUUUCUCCACGUUUCUGACCCUCCCCUUAAACCUGGUCCCUCUGCUCCUGCUCACAGCCCUGUCCUGCGGGGUGCACACCUUGGUGCUUGGGGUGACCGUGGCGCAAAGAUUUGAUGAAAACCUGCAGGGGCCCAUGUUGGUGAGACAGCUUCUGGCCAAUGUGAUGCUCUACCUGUGUUCAGCCAUGGUGGGUGUGAUGUCAUUCUACAUGGCGGACAGAAAGUACAGAACAGCGUUUCUUGAAGCACGACAGUCACUAGAGGUUAAACUCACUCUGGAGGAGCAAAGUACUCAGCAGGAGGAGUUAUUAUUGUCUAUCCUGCCUAAACACAUAGCUGAUGAGAUGCUUCAGGGUAUGAAAAACCAGGCCAAUCAGAAGGAGGUCCAGCAGCAGCAGUUCAACACCAUGUACAUGUACCGCCAUGAAAACGUCAGUAUCCUGUUUGCUGACAUUGUCGGCUUCACGCAGCUGUCCUCAGCCUGCAGUGCCCAGGAGCUUGUAAAGCUACUUAAUGAACUGUUCGCUAGCUUUGACAAACUGGCAGCGCAACAUCACCAAUUGAGGAUUAAGAUCCUGGGAGAUUGUUACUACUGUAUCUGUGGUCUACCAGACUUCAGAGAGGAUCACGCUGCCUGCUCCAUAAAGAUGGGCCUCGCAAUGGUAGAGGCUAUCUCGUAUGUGCGAGAGAAGACUAAAACUGAGGUGGACAUGCGUGUUGGUGUCCACUCAGGUACUGUUUUGGGAGGAGUCCUCGGGCAAAAACGCUGGCAGUUUGAUGUCUGGUCCACAGACGUCACUGUGGCCAAUAAAAUGGAGUCUGGAGGGAUUCCUGGGCGGGUGCACAUUUCACAGAGCACCAAGGACAGUUUACAUGGAGAGUUUGAACUGGAGGCCGGAAAUGGUGGAGAGAGAUGUGAAUACCUGUUGGAAAAAGGCAUUGAAACCUACCUGGUCCUGGUGUCUAAACAGAAGGGAAAUGCACUCAAUGGAAAUAAACCAGGCACACUGUCAAACAGAAACUCAAACCAGUUGAUUAGCACUACAUCAACUAAUGGCAUUGCAGCUUCACCUCGGACAACGCCCACUGAAUCUAAACAGGAGAGGAGUAAAAUUGUUGAAGAGCAAGUGAUCAACAGACGACUACAGCAGGAGCUCCUGGAAAGAGAAACGCAGCAGAUAAUGAAGGAUCACAAGAUCAAGCCUAUGUCACUGUAUUUUGUUGAUGGGAAGCUGGAAGAACAUUACUCCUCAGAGAAGGAGAAGCGAAGUGGAGCAGCCUUCUCCUGCUGUGCAAUUGUACUGUUGUUCAUCACAGCGAUGCAAGUUUUCAUAGACCCACAGUUGUAUGUGAACUAUGUGACUUUUGCAAUAGGAGAGGUAUUGUUGCUAAUCCUCACAGUCUGCUCCCUUGCUGCUGUCUUCCCCAGGAUAUUCUCCAAGAGGUUGGUGUCUUUCUCUUUGUGGAUCGAUCGUACACGGUGGGCGAGGAACACGUGGGCGAUGGCAGCGAUAUUUGUUCUCACGAUGGCUGUGAUUGCUGACAUGCUCAGCUGUGCUCCACCAUCUCUUCGAGUCUUCAACAGCACCUCUGGCUUUGUGUUGGAGUCUCUGAGUGACAGAAGCUGUGCCGAAAAUCCCAAACAUUACAGCUUCAUGGCUGUGAUGUCGCUCAUUGCAACCGCCAUGCUGGUGCAGGUGAGUCACCUGAUCAAACUGGGCCUCAUGGUGCUGGUCGUCACAGCAACUGGAGCGGUGAAUAUCUACAGCUGGCGCGACCUUUAUGACCUGUAUGACUUCAUACAAUUUGCCAACUAUAGGACAUCCAUAGUGCCAUCCAAGUACCUCAUGACCAUGAUGAUCAUCGUCAUGAUGAUUGGCUUUUAUUUCUUUGCCCGUCAUUUGGAGCAUCAAUCUCGGAAGCUGUUCCUGUGGAAGAUUGGUGUUCAUGAUCAGAAGGAGAAGGUGUUUGAGAUGAGACGCUGGAAUGAAGCACUGGUCACUAAUAUGCUGCCAGAACAUGUGGCCAAACACUUCCUAGGCUCUAAGAAGAGAGAUGAGGAGCUUUACAGCCAGUCUUAUGAUGAAAUUGGUGUGAUGUUUGCUUCCAUCCCCAACUUUUCUGACUUCUACACUGAAGAGAGCAUCAACAACGGAGGCCUGGAGUGUCUCCGGAUUCUCAAUGAGAUCAUCUCGGAUUUUGACAGUUUAUUAGACAGAGACGAGUUCCGCUGUAUCACUAAGAUUAAGACAAUAGGAAGCACAUACAUGGCAGCAUCAGGACUCACCCCAGAGAGCAGCUCUAAUGGAUUAAACUGCCACAAGUCAGAGGAGCCUUCAUUGAUUCAGCGCUGGCAGCAUCUUGCGGACCUGGCUGAGUUUGCGUUGGCUAUGAAAGUCACCCUCAAUAACCUCAACAAACAAUCCUUCAACAACUUCAUGCUUAGAAUCGGGCUCAAUAAGGGAGGAGUACUGGCUGGAGUGAUUGGAGCUCGUAAGCCUCACUAUGACAUCUGGGGCAACACUGUCAAUGUAGCAAGUAGAAUGGAGUCCACUGGAGUAAUGGGAAACAUCCAGGUAGUGGAGGAUUGCUAUAAGAUCCUGAAGGAAUAUAACUUUCGCUUUGUCCGAAGAGGAUCCAUAUUUGUCAAAGGAAAGGGGGAGCUCCUUACUUUCUUCAUGAAAGGCAGAGAUAAACCAGCUAACAAUGGCACCGCUCCUGCGACCACUGCCCUUCCUCACCAAGUGGUGGAUGUAUCUUGAUUUACUUGACUUUAUCAUUAACAUAGUAAUAGGUGUGGAGAAAAGGCUUUGUUUGCACCUAGCAUUAACAUGCAUCCUGAGUGAUCCAACCUCAAGUGGCCAGCUGUGAAUAUGCCUACUCACACCUGACAUUGAAAUGCAAAGCUGACUCAGAAUUAAAGUUUGCUCUGUGUUUUAUGCCACAGACACUAAAGUGGUUGUUUACCUGCAUUUACAGUAGAGGGGGGAAGUAACAUCUGAUAACAAAUGAUCACUCAAAACACAGUUGGGGAUGCAUUUUAAUGCCAGUUCUCUAUUUCUAUCGAAUCCACAUUUUAUUUACCUGCUGUAGAUCUUCUUCACAAAGUCCAUAGUAAUAAUGCACAAGUAGAUUACCAAAACAAAAUAAUCACAACUACAGUGAAACAUGGAAGUGGAAUCUUACGUUCUUGUAUAGAUGUAUAUAUUCUGAAAAUACAGCUGAAUAGUUCACAGAGCUUGGGAGUUAAAGAUUUGUUACGUUGCACUUGGUUCUUAGAGUGCUCUGCAACAAACUAAAAACAGGCAUAUUCAUUACACUGAGCAUUUGUAAAGUAAUGUAGCCUAAUCCAAGUGUAUUUCUACUGUAUCAAUUAAACAGGUUUUAAAUAAGUACACAGUGUUGGUCAGUCUGUUCAUAUAGCAUAACAGUACAGUGCUAAAGAAGAAUAUACAUUUAUCAGCACUAACAUGGACUUUGGAUCACAGACUAAAAACAUCUGCUCUAAGUGAAGGUAGAUCAGAAGAUGAAAAUGUUGCACCAGUG
Messenger RNA from Sphaeramia orbicularis (orbiculate cardinalfish), 4101 nucleotides. RefSeq names its product adenylate cyclase type 3-like. Gene Ontology annotation, biological process: adenylate cyclase-activating G protein-coupled receptor signaling pathway; intracellular signal transduction; cAMP biosynthetic process. The record is from RefSeq and is a predicted model, not a curated record. The coding region runs from base 24 to 3317 and encodes 1097 amino acids. NCBI's taxonomy places the organism in Eukaryota, Metazoa, Chordata, Actinopteri, Kurtiformes, Apogonidae. The transcript is spliced from 20 exons. Gene Ontology annotation, molecular function: adenylate cyclase activity. Gene Ontology annotation, cellular component: plasma membrane.